Molecule: messenger RNA, 2927 nt
Organism: Dipodomys ordii (Ord's kangaroo rat)
Lineage: Eukaryota; Metazoa; Chordata; Mammalia; Rodentia; Heteromyidae
Product: vacuolar protein sorting-associated protein 8 homolog
Exons: 6
Coding region: 63-710 (215 amino acids)
Biological process (GO): protein targeting to vacuole; endosomal vesicle fusion
Cellular component (GO): HOPS complex; CORVET complex; early endosome
Source: RefSeq, a predicted model, not a curated record
CUAAUUAGGACCCAGUUUAUGGAAAAGGAAAACUUGGAGAAAUCCAGGGACUUAUUCUGGGAAUGUUAGACACCUUUAACUAUGAACAAACUCUACUAGAAACAACAACCAGCCUUCUAAACCAAGAUCUCCACUGGUCAUUGUGUAACCUGAGAGCUUCGGUCACAAGAGGGCUGAAUCCUAAACAGGAUUAUUGCUCAGUAUGUCUGCAGCAGUACAAGAGACGCCAAGAAAUGGCUGAUGAAAUUAUUGUCUUUAGCUGUGGCCACUUGUAUCAUUCAUUCUGUCUACAAAACAAAGAAUGCACCGUAGAAAUCGAGGGGCAAAUGAGAUGGACAUGCUACAAAUGCAGCUCAAGUAACAAAGUCGGAAAACUAAGUGAAAAUUCAUCUGAAGUUAAACAAGGAAGGAUAACCCCAUCACAGGUGAAGGUGUCUCCAUCAUAUCAUCAGUCCAAAGGGGACCCUCCUGUUAAGAAGGUAACUUCAGAACCUGUUCUGGAUCCACAGCAAAUCCAGUCAUUUGAUCAGCUUUGCCGGCUCUACCGAGGAAGCUCCAGGCUGGCUCUCCUUACUGAACUCGCCCAGAACCGCGGCAGUGACAGCUGCAGGCCGUUCAGUGGCUCCCAGAGUAGCCCUGCUUUCAACAGCGUCUUCCAGAAGGAGAACUUCCAGCUGCGGCUCAUCCCCCCACCUGUGACGGAGGACUGAGGCUGCCUGGAGGAGUGGUUGUGAGAGACAGCCAUCCCAGGGACACAGGAGGGCUCUGGUCCCCGAAGGUUUAGCCUCUAUUGCUCCACGCUCCUACUAGGGAUCCAGGAUCAACCAACCUCUCUGCGCAGCUUCCGCCCACAGUCCCCAGUCUGGACUCCCUGCCUGCCACAGCUUCAAGGCCUUCAGACUCCAAGAAAUAGAUGAUGUCCCUUGGGACUUUUUCCCAUUUCCCUGCAGCUUGGAAAGUAGAUAAGAGUCCCAGAGAUGGCAUCUGUAGGUAUCAUGAGGAGGGCACCAGCCUUGGAGAACAGAGGUGGAUCAGGCUGCUGCAGGUGUCAGACGCAGGCCUGGAGAGCACACCACCUGUUGAUGUGUUUUUGUGACAGCAGGCCUCUCCUUCCUAGCAAUAAAUGUCUGUUGGAGUCCUGCAAGCCGGCUAACCAGUUUUCUCGAGCCAUCAAAUCGUGGGAGGCAUUUACAGCCCUGCGGCCAUAGUCAGGUUUUAUCAUCUCCUACUUAUAGAGACCCUGGCUCUGUUCACACAGCAGCUGCGCCACAGACACCACGCAGAGGCCAGCCACCCAGGUGCUCCUGCGACAUGGCCGGACUUCCAUGGACAUGCUCAGUCCUGAGUCCCAGGCAGUCCCCGACACCUCCUCACGUGCUCACAUGCCCAGUUGUGUCUGCCCACUCAGGGACCAUCCAGCUCUUGUGCCUGAUGCUAAGAAGCAAACCCACAGGAAAUGGAUGUGUACAUAGAUAUCAUUGAGUGGGUUUUCAUGUCUGGCUCGAUGUGUAUGAAAUAGAGCCAUUAGGGGGGUGGAGGGAGACCAGGCCUAGAACACGUCAUGCUGAGCAGGCUGAGCUGGCUGGUGGAUGGCCAGAUGUGAACUGGGCAUGUAUGUGGGUAUCUCCUGAGAAUGACCGCACGGGCCCUGCCUCUGAAGAAGGAUGUGAGGAUACCUCUGCUCUGAGGGCAGUGAUGAGCACUAAGUGACUGCCACUUAGAAGCCCAUAGCAGCUACAGACUCAGUGUACAGGUGGAACAAGCCCAAGUCAGAGGACAAAUCAUUUAACCAGGCCACCUGCUGAAGCAGAGGCAGAGCAGGGAUUUGAACUCUGACCUGUGAUGUCACUGAAGCUGUCUUCUCAGGGUAGUCACAGAAGGUUCUCAGUGAGCCUGCAGCUAAAGCAGAGGAGCUUGAUCAACUCAGGGUACAAUUCAGUCGUUUCCCUUUCAAUAGUCUAAAGAACUAAAACAGGAGAACAGAAUAGAAAAAGAUAACUUGUGCAGGGCACACUUAUAAUUCCAUUAAUAGGGAGGCUGUGAGAAGAGGUUAAUCCUAAAACAAAAAGAUGGAACUUGUUACUUCUAAACAUAAAAUAUAUAUGGGAGGGAUGUAGUAAAUGUAUUUUAUGUGAUCAAGGUAAAGUUAUUAUCAGUUAAAUAGCCUUUUGUAACUGUUUUGUUCGAACUUCUUAGUAUCAGUGCCCACAAGGUACAAUCUGUAUAGAUAUGCAGAAGACUAAAAGUAAGGAAUCAAAACCUACUCCUACAGAUAAUCACUCCUUGCAGUGUUUGCUGCAGCAUUAUUCACAGUACUAGUUAGCUUAAGUGUCCCUCAGUGGAAGGGUGAAGAAAACAUGAGAGAUACACAUGGUAGACUACUCCGUUCUCAAAAGGAGAUCCUGUUGUUUAUAACAACAUGGAUGAACCUGGAGGAUACCAGGUUAAGUGGCACAAGCCUCUUUCUGCCAAACACUGUGUGAUCUCAUAUACAGAGCAUAAAAAGUGGAACUCAAGUAGACCGUGGGUAUGGGAAGUGGGAUGGGUAGGAGCUCAGCAGGGAGCUGUUUAUAAAGAUUCAACCUCCAUCCCUCAGAGAAACAUGCUCAGGAGGUGCCAUCAGUAGGCUAUGUGUCUGAAAAUUCCUAAGAGCUGAUUUUCAGUGUUUUCACCACACACACAAAAAAGAAGUGAUACAUGUUAAUGGCCUGAUUAACUAAACUACAGUCUGUCUACAUUAGAGGAUCAUGAUGUGCACUAGAAAUACAGUUUUUCCUUGUCAACCUGAAGAUAAUUUAAAAAAAAAAAAAAAGGCAGUUCACUGCAUUUGGAACCAGGUUCAAGUCCAAGCAGUAAACACCAACAAAAUGUUCUUCCCAGCCUGGUCCUAUAUCAGUCCCCAAGAGUACCUUGCCAUUCAUGUCACA